Westerdykella ornata is the source of this 630-nucleotide messenger RNA. RefSeq lists its product as uncharacterized. The coding region runs from base 147 to 512 and encodes 121 amino acids. The record is from RefSeq and is a predicted model, not a curated record. NCBI's taxonomy places the organism in Eukaryota, Fungi, Ascomycota, Dothideomycetes, Pleosporales, Sporormiaceae. The transcript is spliced from 2 exons.
UUCAGUUAGCGAUGCCCGUCGCACCGUUGCGGUAGCCUCUUCAAGGUGCGUAUGAGAGUGUCAUUCAGGCCAGAUAACUUUUCCUCAAUGGAAUUGAACAGUUUAGGAUCGGGUUGAGAUCGGAGUCAUCAUAUUAAGCGGAAGAUAUGCACGUACCGCGCGGCACUUACCGACUCCGAGAACCGGGAUUACCGUUGUAUUGGCGGCAUAGCGUAGGGGUGAGGUCGCCGCUCGUAGUAGUAUUCAUAGUAAUGGCCUGCCCAGUUAGUUUGUCCGAGAACUACCGCGUGGCUUGGCAGAUGGGUGGCCACCGAGCCAUUGCUAUGCUUGGUUUUCAGUAUGCUUGUCGCAUAUUAAACAAUCUUGUCGAGGAGGAUAUCAGCGAAAGCUCUCCGAAAGAAAACGCGAAAAAACCGAGAGGCUUCAUCAGGCCAUUGCAUCUCCGACAGCAUACAACGUGCCAUACACCGAGAUGCCUGGACUGGUUUGCUCAACCAGAAACGAACAGUUAGGAUGACAAUCAAAUCUGGAUACAUCAUUGAGCGAAAGGACAAGAAGAUCAGGCUGACUUACAACACUGCUGCUAUUGUCCAUGCCCAAGAAGUCUCGCAAUCUUCUGUUGACCGGUCA